AUGUCAGAGGAUCUAGCAAAACAGUUGGCUAGCUACAAAGCUCAACUCCAGCAAGUAGAAGCUGCUCUAUCUGGAAACGGAGAAAAUGAAGAUCUGCUGAAAUUGAAGAAGGAUUUGCAAUGGCUCUCUGCAUCCCCGAAACGCCUUCCUUCAGUAAGCAGAGUGCUUGAGUGCACCCCCUUUGACCUGCUGAUAUGUAGAUCACAACACCUGAUGCUUCCUGGAUUUGCCGAUUACUGUAACUGCUGCCCAUCUGUCAAUGAAGGAGCAGUUUCAGAACUCAGACUUGGGGGAGGAAAAGUAAUUAAUGGAAGUUAUAGAAUUGACCAAAGACCUUCUGUCAACUCAACCUUCAGAAACUCUUGCAAGUUCAGACAGUUUUGCUUCUGCUCAGCCCACUCAUUCAUGGAAAGUAGGGGACAAGUGUAUGGCAAUCUGGAGUGAAGAUGGACAGUGUUAUGAAGCGGAGAUUGAGGAGAUAGAUGAAGAAAAUGGCACCGCUGCAAUCACCUUUGCUGGUUAUGGCAAUGCCGAAGUUACUCCAUUGUUGAACCUCAAGCCUGUAGAAGAAGGAAGGAAGGCAAAAGAGGACAGUGGCAACAAGCCCAUGUCAAAAAAAGAAAUGAUUGCCCAGCAGCGUGAAUAUAAAAAGAAAAAAGCUUUGAAAAAAGCACAGAGAAUAAAAGAGCUUGAGCAGGAACGAGAGGACCAGAAGGUGAAAUGGCAACAGUUCAACAACCGGGCUUACUCUAAAAACAAAAAAGGCCAGGUAAAGAGGAGUAUUUUUGCUUCGCCAGAAAGCGUAACAGGCAAAGUUGGAGUUGGAACUUGUGGAAUUGCUGACAAGCCUAUGACACAGUAUCAAGAUACAUCUAAAUACAAUGUCAGGCAUUUGAUGCCUCAAUAAUCAGAAAAACUGUUGGAUUUCAUCUCUGCAGGGCUUUACAUUUACCUUUUUAUCCUUAUAUUUUUCUAAAGGUAAAUUAUUUGUUAGAUGAGUAAGGAAGAUACAUUGUUGUCGUUGUUUGGCUUUGGUAGAUUGAAACUUGAAGACCUUUGAUAACUCCUGUCAUUUAACCUUUCAUUACUACACCACGGUUCCCUGUUUGUUGAACACGGCAACUUCUCUAGGUAAACGCUGCUUACCCCAGCACUUAGAUGACCUACUGACCUUCAGCCCCCGUUUAACUGAUGUGUAGAAUUUGUAAGGCCUGACUUGGAAUUUUCAGAUGCUUUGCACUUGACUUAAUUCCAGAUCAUUGGAACAUCGAGGUGAAAUGCCAGUCGGCUAGAGAGCCUCUUCAGUUUUGUAACCUGGCCAUUUUCCAGACAAGCCCAAGUAUAGGUUAAUUUAUAAACAGCAAAGUUUAUUUUGAGGGUUUUUUUCCUUGAAUUAAUUGUUUCCGGGGCCUAUUAGGUCACCUCUACAAUCGACUCAUCUUGUACUUUUUGUCAUUGAAUUUGAAUUUUAUAUUAAAAAACAGACAAACCAUGUUUAGGAUGUGCUCCCCUUCUCUGGUGUUUAUUUGGUGUUUUGUUUUUCCUUUGAUUUUUUUCACUUGUGAUAGUGGUACCAUAUUUGGGAUGUGUAAUGUUUAUAUGGGAAAACAAAAAGCUGUAUAGCCCUGUAUACAAUGUAGAUACUAUUUUUGUAAAAAAAAAAAAAACAAAAAACAAAAACCAAGGCUAAAUUAAUGAACAAGAGUACUGAAUGUUCCAUGAUUAGAUUUUCCUGUAUUUCUUGUGCAUUAAUCUGACCAUAAUUUCCCUGUAUAUUAUGUUCAUGUAGCUGAGUUUGUAACUUCUAUUAACUAGAUCAAGUUACCAGCAUUUGUUGGUAUAAGUGAGCACCACAGUUAUCCCAAGUUGAGUUUAAGCCAAAAACACAGAAAAAAAGGGGUCUUCCGUUGGAAGAAGAAAUUGGAAGAAGACAAUUUUUAGGGUGUGUGUUAAUUUCAGUUUUGUAUGUUUAACUUUAAUAAAUAAAGUGUUUUUAAAAUCUUCA
Molecule: messenger RNA, 2005 nt
Organism: Meriones unguiculatus (Mongolian gerbil)
Lineage: Eukaryota; Metazoa; Chordata; Mammalia; Rodentia; Muridae
Gene: Smndc1
Product: survival motor neuron domain containing 1
Exons: 6
Coding region: 308-907 (199 amino acids)
Biological process (GO): mRNA processing; regulation of alternative mRNA splicing, via spliceosome
Cellular component (GO): precatalytic spliceosome; nucleus; cytoplasm
Molecular function (GO): RNA binding
Source: RefSeq, a predicted model, not a curated record